AUGGCUGACAGCUGCUGCUCCGGGACCUGUGUUCCUGCUGCGUCCACCAGGUCCAUCUGCUCCAGCGACAGGAGCUAUGGCAGCUGCGUCUGCAUGCCCAAUGCUCGUACUGGCCCUUCCUGGAUGGUGGACAACUGCCCGGAGAGCUACUGUGAGCCCCCAUGCUGCACCUCCUCCUGCUGCCAGUCCUCCUGCUGUGCCCCAGCUUCCUGCCUGCCCCUCAUCUGCAGUCCUGUGAGCUGUGGGACCAGCCCCUGCCAAUCAGUCUGCACCAGCUCCUGUGGGCCCUCCUGCUGCCAGUCUGCAUGCUGUACGCCCAUCUGCUGCAAGCCAGUCUGCUGCAUACCAGUCUGCUGCAUACCUGUCUGCUGCAAGCCAGUCUGCUGUACUCCUGUCUGCUGCAAGCCAGUCUGCUGCACACCCAUUAGCUGUGUGCCUGCCUGCUGUGGGGCUGCCUCCUGCUCAGCUCCCACUUGUUGCCAGGCCCCUACCUGUACCCCCUCAUGCUGAAGAUAUUCCUCCUGUAUGUCCCUGCUCUGCAGCCUCUGCUCUAUCCUGCUCUGCUAA
Molecule: messenger RNA, 567 nt
Organism: Echinops telfairi (small Madagascar hedgehog)
Lineage: Eukaryota; Metazoa; Chordata; Mammalia; Afrosoricida; Tenrecidae
Product: keratin-associated protein 10-8-like
Exons: 1
Cellular component (GO): keratin filament
Source: RefSeq, a predicted model, not a curated record